This is a messenger RNA of Peromyscus californicus insignis, 6913 nucleotides long. Its product is annotated as zinc finger protein 120-like. Bases 478 to 1530 code for a protein of 350 amino acids. Gene Ontology annotation, biological process: regulation of transcription by RNA polymerase II. Gene Ontology annotation, molecular function: RNA polymerase II cis-regulatory region sequence-specific DNA binding; DNA-binding transcription activator activity, RNA polymerase II-specific. Lineage: Eukaryota; Metazoa; Chordata; Mammalia; Rodentia; Cricetidae. Gene Ontology annotation, cellular component: nucleus. The record is from RefSeq and is a predicted model, not a curated record. The transcript is spliced from 5 exons.
UUGUGUGCUGUGAUGAGAGUGCUGCUGCAGGGAGCUGAGCAGAGAGCAUGGGCCAGCUGGAAAACCACGAUAUGAUUUAUUUAUUUAUUAUGUAUACAGUGUUCUAUCUGCACACCAGAAGAGGACACCAGACCUCAUUACAUAUAGUUAGGAGCCACCAUGUAGUUGCUGGGAAUUGAACUGAGGACCAGGACCUUUGAAAGAACAGCCAGUACUCUUAUCCUCUGAGCCAUCUCUCCAGCCCCCAGAACUGAAUUUUCAUAAAACCAAAUGACUGUAGUUAUACCAGUUCAACCUAAGUAGAAGAACCUGAUAAAAUGAUGUGUCCCUGCCUAAUAUGAGUGUGUAUUCCAGGUUUAAGAAAUAUACCCAGAGAGAAAUGAUAAUUCAGUGACCUAUGAUGACGUGCAUAUUGACUUCACUUGGGAAGAGUGGACUUUGCUGGAUCCUUCCCAGAAGAAUCUCUAUAAAGAUGUGAUGCUGGAGACUUACAGGAACCUCACUACUAUAGGAUACACUUGGGAAGACCAUAAUAUUAAAGAAAAUUGUCAAAGUUCUAGAAGACAUGAAAGGCAAGAAAGAAGUCAAACUGUAGAGAGACCUUCUGUACAUGCUCAAGGUGUAAAUGCCUUUGUAUAUCCCAGUACUAUUCAACUGCAUGAAAGACCAAAUACUAGAGAGAAGCCUCAUAAAUGCAAUCAAUGUGUUAAAGCCUUUGCAUAUUAUGGUCAUCUUCAAAUUCAUAAAAGAACACACACUGGAGAGAAACCCUAUGAAUGCAGUCAAUGUGGUAAAGCCUUUCGAUGGCACAGAAGUCUUCAACUGCAUGAAAGAACACACACUGGAGAGAAACCCUAUGGAUGUAGUCAAUGUGGUAAAGCCUUUGCACAAUACAGUCAUCUUCAAAGACAUAAAAGAACACACACUGGAGAGAAACCUUAUGAAUGUAAUCAGUGUGGUAAAACGUUUGCUGAUCACAGUUGUCUUGGAAUACAUAAAAUGACCCACACUGGAGAGAAAUCAUAUGAAUGUAAUCAGUGUGGUAAAGCCUUUGCAUAUUACAGUCGUCUUCAAAGCCAUAAAGGAACACAUACUGGAGAGAAACCCUAUGGAUGUAAUCAAUGUGGUAAAGCCUUUGCACAAUACUGUCAUCUUCAAAGACAUAAAAAAGCCCAUACCGGAGAGAAACCCUAUGAAUGUGCUCAAUGUGGUAGAGCUUUUGCAUGGCAAAAAAGUCUUCAAAUGCAUAAAAGAACGCACACUGGGGAGAAACCCUAUGAAUGCACUCAAUGUGGUAAAACCUUUGUAUGGCCCAAAAGUCUUGAAAUGCAUAAAAGAACACAUACUGGAGAGAAACCCUAUGAAUGCACUCAGUGUAGUAAAGUCUUUGCACAACAUAGUAUUCUUCAAGUGCAUAAAAGAACACAUACUGGAGAGAAACCUUAUGAAUGUAAGCAAUGUGGUAAAGCCUUUGCAGAUUAUAGUUGUCUUAAAAGGCACAGAAAAACACACUGUAGAGAAAUUCUGUGAAUGUUUUCAGUGUUGUAAAGCCUUUACAGAUCACUAUAGUCUCCAAAUACAUGAAAGAGCCCAUACUGUAAUCAGUGUGGUAAAGGCUUUGCAGAUCACAAUAGUCUUCAAAUACACGAAAGAACCCACAUUGGAGAGAAACCCUAUGUAUGCAAUCCAUUUGGUAAAGCCUUUGAAUGUCACAACACUUCAAUGUCAUAAAAGAACACAUACUGGCGAGAAACCCUAUGAAUGUAAUCAGUGUUGUUAAUCCUUUACAUAUCACAGUAUUCUUCAAUGCCAUAAAGGAACACAUACUGGGAAGAAACCCUAUGUAUGCAAUCAGUGUGGUAAAGCCUUUGAAUGCCACAGUACUCUUCAUAUGCAUAAAAUAAUUCAUACUGGAGAGAAACCCUGUGAAUAUAAUGAUUGUGGUAAAGCCUUUGCACAACACAGUAAUCUUCAAAGUCAUAAAAGAACACAUACUGGGGAGAAAGCCUAUGAAUGUAAGCAGUGUGGUAAAGCCUUUGCAUAUUACAAUCUUCUUCAAUGCCAUAAAAGGGCACAUACUGGGGAGAAACCCUAUUAAUGCAAUCAGUGGGGUAAAGCCUUUGUGCACCACAGUACUCUUCAAAGGCAUAAAAGGACCCAUACUGGAGAGAUACCCAAUGAAUGUAAUGAUUGUUGGUAAGCCUUUGCAUGUCUCAAUACUCUUCAAAUGCAUAAAAGAACAUACUGGAAAGAAGCCCUGUGUUUGUAAUCAAUGUAGUAAAGCCUUUAAAUGUCACAGUAGUCUUCACAGGCAUAAAAGAACACUUAGUGGAGAGGAAAUCUAUGAAUGAAAUCAGUGCAGUCAAGCUUUUUUAUGUGACAGUAGUCACUGAAAACAUGAAAGAUCCUUUACCGCAGAGAAACCCUUUGUAUGUAGUCAGUGUGGUAAAUCCUUUCUAUGUCAUAGUACUCUUCAAAUGCUUAAAAUAGUACACAUUGGAGAGAAAGCCUUUGAAUGUAAUCUGUUAAAGCCUUUGCAUGUAUCAGGAAUCUUCAAAAUCAUGAGAAAAAAUCAAGUUGCAGAGAAACCCUCCAGUCAGUGUGGUAAAGUUUAGCACUUUAUACAUUAGUAAAACUUUUUGUGUGCAAUCUAUCUGUUUAAGCCUUUAUAUAUUGUAAUAGUCUGUGACCAUGUGAAAAAGCUACUGAGGCUUUCUCUUUAUAUUUUUAAUUAAAAAAUUUUUCUUUCCUUUUAUAUACCAAGCCCUGUUCCCCCUCUCUCUCCUCUUCCCCCUGCCCCACCUCCCCUUAUCCCACACCCAUCCCUUUCUCAUAGCGGGUAAGGCCUCUCUUAGGUAGUCAACACAGGAUGGCUUACCAAGUUGGUGCUUGACCUAGCCCUCCCAUCCUGCAUCAGAGUUGAAUAAGGUAUCCCACCAUAGAGAAUGGGCUCUAAAAAGCCAGUUCAUGUACCCAGGAUAAGUCCUGGUCACAUUGACAGUGGACGCAGAAACAUACCAAGCCACAUAACUGGCACCCAUAUUUAGAUGAUGUAGGGCAGUCCCAUGCAGGCUCCCCAGCUGCCAGUCCAGAGUCCAUGAGCUCCUGCUAGUUGGGUUCAACUAUCUGUCGUUUUUUCCCAUCAUGAUGCUGAACCCUAUGGUGAUAUUUUAUUUGUAUUAAAAUGCUAUUUGUAUGUUAAUAAAUAAAGUUGCCUGGGGUCAGAGCUAUUAGCAAGCCAUAGGAAAGCAGGGCAAUGGUGGCAUAUGCUUGUAAUCCCAGCACUUGGUAGGCAGAGCUAGGUAAGUCUCUGUGUGUUCAGGGAUACAGCCAGCAUUGGAUACACAUGCCUUUAAUCUCAAUACCAAUCAUGGAAAACCUGGAGGUCUAUACAGACAGGCCAUGAUGAGGCAGUCAUGUGGUUGGGUUUACAACCAAUGAGAAGGCAGAACAGAAAUUCUAUAUAAGGACUUUAACACAGAAAGUAGCUCUGGUUCAGAGAGGUAGGACCACCACAGGAGGAAGGGUAAGGUUUUAGCUCUUAGCUCUGACCUCUUGGCUUUCUUCUUUGCAUUGGUUCUGUGCUUCUUAUUUAAUAAGAAGGUUGGUUACAUCUAUAUAACCCCCCUUGCUCCUAUAAUCCUUCCUUCUUCUCUUCAACUGAACUGUGCCUUUAUGUCACUUGUGUGAGGUUUCUCCAACUUCUUUAUGUAGACACUUAGUGGUAUAUACUUUCCUCUUAACACUGCUUUCAUAGUGUCCCAUAAGUUUGGGUAUGUUGUGAAUUUACCUCUGAUGAAUUCUGGGAAAUAUUUAAUUUCUUUAUUUAUUUCUUCCUUGACCUAGUGAUAAUUCAUUUGAGGAUUUUUCAGCUUCCAUGAGUUUGUAGGUUUUCUGCAUUUUGUGUUGUUGAAUUCUGACUUUAAUCCAUCAUAGUCCGAUAAGAUACAGGGGUUUAUUCCAAUUUUUUUGUUUAUGUUGAGAUUUCUUUGGCUAUUGACUGUGUGGCCAGUUUUGGAGAAAGUUCCAUGGGAUGUUGAAAAGAAUGUAUAUUUUUUGUGUUUCAGUGAAAUGUUCUACAGAUGUCUGAUCAAUCUGUUUGAGCCAACAUCUGUUAGUUCCCUUAUAUCUCUGUUAUAUUUCUGUCUCGCAGACCUGUCCAGUGGAGAGAGAGUUGUUUAAGUAUCCCAGUAUUAACAUGUAUGGUUUUUAACAUGUGAUUUAAGCUUUAGUAAUGUUUCUUUUACAAAUGUAGGUGCCCUUAUAUUUUGGGCAUAAAUGUUCAGAAUUGAGACUUCAUCUUGAUGGAUUUUUCCUGUGAUAAAAAUGAAAUGCCCUUCUCCAUCCCUUUUGAUUGACUUCAGUUUGAAAUCUAUUUUAUUAGAUAUUAGAAUAGCUACACCAGCUUCUUUCUUAGGACCAUUUGAUUGGAAAAUCUUUACUCUGAGGUAAUGUCUGUUUUGAAGUUGAGGUAUGUUUCUUGUUUGCAGCAGAAGGAUGGAUCCUGUUUUUGUAACCAUUCUAUUAGCCUGUGUCUUUUUUAGGGAAAAUUAAUUCAUUGAUAUAAAGGGAUAUUAGUGACCAGUGAUUGUUAAUUCAUGUUAUUUUUUUGGUUGUAGUGUAUGUGUGUGUUUCCCUUCUUUGGGAUUUGCUAGCAUGAGUUUAUCUAUUGCCUGUGAUUUUGGGGUUGCUGCUAACUUCCUUGGGUUGGAGUUUUCCUUCUAGUACUUUCAGUAGGGCUGGAUUUGUGGAUAUGUAAUGUUUAAAUCUGGCUUUGUCAUGGAAUGUCUUAUGUUCUCCAUCUAUGGUGAUUGAAAGCUUUGCUGGGUAUAGUAGUCUGUGCUAGCAUCCAUGUUCUCAUAGUGUCUGCAGAACAUCUGUGAAAGAACUUUUGGCUUUGACAGUUUCCAUUGAGAAGUCAGGUGUAAUUCUGACAGGUCUGCCAUUACAUGUUACUUGAUCUUUUUCCGUUGCUGCUCUUAAUAUUCUUUCUUUAUUCUGUAUGUUUAGUGUUUUGAGUAUUAUGUGGCAUGUGGACAUUUUUUGUGAUCUAGUCUAUUUGGUGUUAUGUAUGUUUCUUGUCCCAUCAAAGGCAUAGUUUUCUUUAUGUUGGGAAAGUUUUCUUCAAUGAGUUUGUUGAAUGUUUUCUGUGCCUUUGAGCUGGAAUUCUUCUCCUUCUUCUAUCCCUAUUAUUCUUAUGGUUGGUCUUUCUAUGGUGUCCCAAAUUUCCUGGAUGGUUUUUGUUAAAAAUUUGGUGGAUUUAACAUUUUCUUUGAUGGAUGAAUCUGUUCCAUCUUAUUCUCAUUACCUAAGAUUCUCUCUGAUAUUUCUUAUUUUUUUUUUUUUUUUUUUUUUUUUUGGUUUUUUGAGACAGGGUUUCUCUGUGUAGCUUUGUGCCUUUCCUGGAACUCACUUGGUAGCCCAGGCUGGCCUGGAACUCACAGAGAUCCGCCUGGCUCUGCCUCCCAAGUGCUGGGAUUAAAGGCGUGCGCCACCACCGCCCGACUUUUUUUUUCCAUUUCUCAUAUUCUCUCGAUUAAGCUUGCAUCUGUAGUUUCUGUUUGUUUACUCAGAUUUUUGUUUUCCACAAUUCCUUCAGUUUUUGUUUAUUGCCUCUAUUUCAAUUUGAAGUCUUGAACUGUUUCCUUCACAUGUUGAUUGUUUUUUCUUCAGUUUCUUGAGUUUCUUUAAGAGAGUUCUUGUUUUCCUCCAAAUUUUUGUUUGUCUUUUCCUCUAUUCUUUUAAGAAAAUUUUUAUUUCUUCUUUCAAGGCCUCUAUCAUCUACAUAAACUUGUUUUUAAGGUCUCUUAUUUCUGGAUCAUCUGCUUUGGGAGGUUCAGGUCUUGCUGUUGAAGGAUCACUAGGUUCUGGUGGUAGCGUAUUGCUCUUUACCUUUUUAUCGUGUUCUUACACUGCUGUCUAUCCAUUUCUUCCUUUGACCCAUACAGGUGGUACUCCAGGUCACUCUUCUUCCAAUUGGUGCGGGGGGGGGGGGGGGCUGUGGCUCCUGUGGUUGCUCUUCUUCCCAAUUAGUGCAGGAGGGGCAUAUGGCUCUGGUGGUCACUGGUGCCCCAGGGGAUCCUUGGUAAUGGGGUGGGGGAAAAGGGCUGCUACCAGGUCUCUGGGAAUGCACUGACUUGGGUGGGGCAAGGAAUGUACCCAUGGGUCCUAAAGGCUAGAGAACUAAGCUGUCCAGUCCAACAAUCUGGGUCUUACCUCUUCCCCAACUGGUACAUGGAAGGGGGUCCUAUGGCUCUUGUGGACACGGCUGCCAAUGGGGAUGGUUGGUGGGGAAGGAGGCUGCUGUUCUUUCUUUUGGGCUGCCCCGGUAGGGGGAGGGGCUAGAGAACUGUGCUGACCAGUCUGGAGAUUGAGCCUUACCUGUUCCUCAUCGGUACAGGGGAGCAUAUGACUUAGGAGGUCCAUGGUGUCAUUGGGGUUGGUUGGCGUGGCGAGAAAGAACUUCUUAAUAUAAAGUAUUUGGUAAGUUCAUUAGACAACACAAUUAUAAUCAGUUUCCUGAGAGUAUUCUAUAGAAAAAAAAUUCGACAGUGUCAACAAUAACAGAUUGAUCGCCAUCUUUACAUUGUGUGCACCAGCAAUCUCAUGAAAAAGUGAUUUUAUAACUAUGUGAAGCCCUAUGUGUAGGGUAAAUUGUCCAGCCAGAGAAACAUACCCUGAAAAUAGAGCCAGUGAAAUACACACACUUUGGCCCUGAAACCAGAGCCAAAAAAACUGCCUGAUAGUCUUAGCAACAGCAGCUGAAACAUGAUCUGGAGAUGAGCUGGACCAAUGAGAGGCAGCCAUGUCACACCAGCUGAUGUAUAUUCAUCAGACCUCCCCCCAGAGUGGGGUGGAGGGUAUAUAAGGCUUGCCUCUUCCUGAAUAAACUGAGCUUGUUAUUUUGACAUUC